Molecule: messenger RNA, 2719 nt
Organism: Micropterus dolomieu (smallmouth bass)
Lineage: Eukaryota; Metazoa; Chordata; Actinopteri; Centrarchiformes; Centrarchidae
Gene: gpm6bb
Product: glycoprotein M6Bb
Exons: 7
Coding region: 124-930 (268 amino acids)
Biological process (GO): axon development; central nervous system myelination
Cellular component (GO): myelin sheath; plasma membrane
Molecular function (GO): structural constituent of myelin sheath
Source: RefSeq, a predicted model, not a curated record
GCAGCGUUGAGUGUUUGAGCAGCCAGGCGGCCAGUGUUCAUCCCAGGACGGAACAUCAGUGUAGCCGGGGCUCAACCUUCAGCUGAUCGCUUAACUUCAGGUGCUUUUGGGAAACUUACAAAAAUGGGUUGCUUUGAAUGCUGCAUCAAAUGUUUAGGCGGGGUGCCGUACGCGUCACUGGUCGCUACGAUCCUCUGCUUCUCUGGCGUUGCCCUGUUCUGCGGAUGUGGCCAUGUGGCUCUCACUGGCACCGUGACAAUCCUGGAAACCCACUUCUCCAAGGUCACUAGUGAUCAUGCCAUGUUGACUGAUGUAAUACAGCUGAUGCAGUAUGUCAUCUAUGGCAUUGCUUCGUUUUUCUUCCUGUAUGGGAUCAUUCUGCUGGCUGAGGGCUUCUACACAACCAGUGCAGUCAAGGAACUGCACAGCGAGUUCAAGACCACCAUCUGUGGCCGCUGCAUCAGUGGAAUGUUUGUGUUGCUCACAUACAUUCUGGGUGUGGCCUGGCUAGGUGUGUUUGGCUUCUCUGCCGUGCCGGUCUUCCUCUUCUAUAACAUGUGGUCUACCUGUGCCGCCUUGAAUUCUUCCGUGGUCAACGUCACCAACAUUGAUGCCAUCUGCGUGGAUGUUCGUCAGUAUGGAAUUAUCCCAUGGAAUGCCAUGCCAGGCAAGGCCUGUGGAUCUACGCUAGGUAACAUCUGCAGCACCAGUGAGUUCUACCUGUCUUAUCACCUGUACAUCGUAGCGUGCGCUGGGGCAGGAGCCACCGUGAUCGCUCUGAUCCACUUCCUCAUGAUUCUCUCAGCAAACUGGGCCUACCUUAAGGAUGCCAGUCAAAUGCAUGCCUACCAAGACAUCAAAAUGAAGGAAGAGCGGGAGCUGCAGGACAUCACGUCACGCUCAAAGGAAUGCCUCAAUUCCUACACAUAAGGAUAUUAAACUCUCACAAUUUACACACACAAAAAUACAUGUGGCCAACCACUGUGGCCCCUUUGGACCAAGACAAUGCUCAGCUAAAAUAACCUGCCAACUACUGUGCCACUGUGCAGUACUAACCAGGCUCCUAACAAACUAAUGCAUCCGUGUUGCUUUCUGCACUAACUUACCAAGAAGUAUUUUUGGAACUGCUACUUAAAAUUUCAUUUAUGCUGUAUUUUUAUUUCAUUUUCUAUUCUUUUCUGGAUGAAUUCUGUUUUGAAUUCAGAUAUUCAUGUAGUGUUUGAUUUUCUGUAGCCCUUUUUUUUGCUGGUGAAGCUUGAGACAUUGCACUAUUCUUACACAACGCAUAACGAUGUCCGUUUGUUUUACAGUCUUGCUCUGUCUUUCUUUUUGAGCUGUGGUGGCCAGUUUUCCACAAGGGAAUGUAACAUUUUAAUUUGUUUGCUCUCUUUCAAUCAAAAAAUGCAGAUGAAUUUUAUACAUCAUGACAGGCCUUAUAUCCAAUCUGAGUUAGUGUGCCACUCCUAGAAGAACCAUUGAUUUAUAAACUACUGGCGCAAGACUGGGGUGUAACAUGUUUUGCUUUGACGUCACAGUAAGGAAAGAGGUAAAAUAUAUAAUGUGGACCCAGUUUUGUUGUAAAAGUGUUUAAAGUUCAAGUGUUUAACUGCAUCUGAAUUUUAGUGACAAUCUUAAGUGUUAAUAAUUGGUUCUAGAUUCUACAUUUCAUUGUACAGCUACUUAAGUAAUUCAGAACAUUCAUGGCCUACAUUAACACUACCUCAGGUGUGUGCUAGAGAAUACACAGCAAUUUAACUAGAACAAACACUUCCCUCUUUGGAUAUCCCAUUUUAUUUGUAAAGAGAUGCCUCAGACACACAUUCUGUUUCAGGGUAGCUGCAAAGUAAACUAGGCACACACAUCAGGAUCUCUCCUACAUCCCUGGACUUAAUUGUUCCUUUGGAAAAAUCUACAGAUCUGAAGAACUGAGGGUGUGAAAAAUGUAAACUUGUUACAAGUGAGUAUUAUUUAGUUUUAUUUUUGAAGAUAAAACCACCUAAUUGUUUCUUAAUUUUCUAUAAUUGCAUCCGUUUUUGUCAUAAUGCUGACAUAGUCUCUCAUGUAAACUUUUAUUCCAUUAGUUACAGGGAUAACUUGAUGUUUCUUUGUUGCAUGAAGACAACGGUUACUGCAGUGACACACAGGAUGUGCAGUCAUGUAUACUGACAUCAGUAGUAGGCAGUGUUUGCCUGUUUCCUUUUUUUCUAACCCAAUACAAAUUAAUCCAUUUAUGUAGCCGAUUAGUUAUAGCUGGUUUUUUAGGUUAUUUUAUUCAAGUCAAAAAUAUGCGUCUUAUUGUUGCCUGAUAGUAUACCUGUAUUUUCUAUGAAUGUCAAGGGCUUCCUCGUUACUUAGUCAUGCGUAACUUUUAAUUCGACUUUCAAAAAAAAAAAAUAAAAAUUUCCAUUAUGACUCUCUGCCCUGUGUGUGUGUUUUACACAGUAUCUGAGAUACUGUAGUACAGAACCUGCAUAGUUCUCUGCAGGACUAAUAGCCACAGGUGUACAGUGACAAAAGGAGAAAGGAGGUACAUGAAGCUGAUGUACAUCUCAUUUCUAUAUGCUGUGUUUCCUGUUGAAUAACCAAAAACUAAAGAAUAAAGGCUACCCAGCAAUCACCAGGAUGACAACAAUCCAGCAUUUUGUCUGACUGAAAUCCCCUUUGACAUUAUUCAACUGUUUUUAUGAAAAUAAAAAGACAAUAAAAAAAUUAAUCUCUC